GCAGAGUGGAUUAAUGUGAGUCGGGAAGUCCUGUCGGGCUGACGAUAGGCUGGCCGGUAGCGCACUGGAUCGCCAUGACAGAAUGCGGGAUCCGGGCGAAUCGUGUCGAGUUUACGACAGCGAGGUGACGAUCGCAGUGGUGGGAGUUAGCACGCGACGCCUGGGAUCGUCGGUGCAGCCAGAGGCGAUUUCGACAAUUCUUGCCCAGGUGGGACCGAGCGGACUCGAGAGUGUAGUGGAGUAUGCGUCCAAAUCAAUGCCCGCCUGCAAGCGCAAUUACACCGCUCCAACGGGUGAAUCCUAUGCGGCUCUCUGGGGGAUCAGUCACUUUCGUGCUUACCUGUACGGGCGAAAAUUCACCCUGGUGACUAAUCAUGAGCCCCUGUUAGCUCUGAAGAAGUCGAAGGAUUACUCGGGCAUGAUCGGGCGAUGGGCGAUGGUGUUGCAGAGCAUGGACUUUGACAUCCGCCAUCGGAAGCACGAGAGACACGGGAAUGCGGACGGACUGACACGACUACACCGGCCUAAGAAAGUUCCAAAGAAUGAGGAGGUAAUUCCGUGGAACGAACCCGAACAGGAAAUUGGACUUCGGUACGGCCAAGUGGAGAUCUUAUCGAAGCACGUACAGGUAAAGUGGACGGGCACUACCGAGCAUCCCACGUGGAUCGAGAAUCCGGAGUUGUUGAUCAUACAGGGUUGGAGGACUAACGCGGAAGAAGAUCUUAUUGGGUUCCUCUUUGGAUCGGUACGACCAGGUCGUCGUCAGCUGAUUGCAGAGGAGCUCAUCGCACCGAUCGUGCAAUUGGCGGACGAUCUCUUCCCCGACAUCAACGUUCAGAGCGACAACAGUCCUGCUCCGUACAUUUUCGAGCGAUCCUUGGAUCCGUACCUUCAGUGGACUUCAUGCUUGGAGGAACCUAGGUACGAGGAUACCCUACCAUCGCGGCAGGAGUAUCUGAAGUCGUACGAGAUCAUCCCUUACACCUUCUAUCCGAGGGCAGAGGAAGUGGUGAUCAACGACGACGAAGAAGAAGAAGACAACGACGAGGAAACAUUGGAGGAGGGAAGCCCAGCCGGAAGAAGCGGAAGAUCCGGAAGCGGCGCGAAGGCUCGAAGAGAUUGCCUCCAAAGCGCCAGCUGGAGUUUGCUAGCGAUUCUAGCCUGCGCAUUGGUAGCGGUCCGGCCAGGGAUCUUGAGCCGCCGAGGCCCGAAGAUGGCGACCCUGCAGCCACCACCUCAAGUACCGCACGACGAAGACGGCACCGAUCCCCCUCCUCCUGCAGCCCCACCCGUCCCACAGUUCGCCCACGUACCAAUGCAGGGGAUAGGCCUUCGACCUCGGAUGCUGCCCCGCCGACCCCUUGAUUUUCUAACCCUCGAGCAGAUCCGUACCCCCGUCACCUUGCCUUCCCAUCCUUUCCAUCCCCAUCUCUUCCGCGACUUCUACUGUACCCGUCUACUCACCACCGUCCACCCCCACGCCUCCCUCCAAUCCGCUGCCCCCACAUUCUGCUGGCAUCUCCUGCUGUUCAGCGCUGCAUAGGAGCAAAGCAACGUCGUAGAAGUCUACUGCGUUGCUACGGGGACUAUCCCCGCCUGUCGCCACUUCGAGAUCUUUUGAGCGGCGCUUUCCACACC
Messenger RNA from Chara braunii, 1638 nucleotides. The record is from the annotation of a GenBank genome assembly. Lineage: Eukaryota; Viridiplantae; Streptophyta; Charophyceae; Charales; Characeae.